CACCAACUUCUGCACUUCUUGCGACAACGCACGUUCUUCAUCGUCACCGGCGGAGGAAGUCAUGUGGUGCUUCAAUCCUGGCAACGACGACGAAGCGCUUACGACUGCGGUACCGUCGUCGUCAAGACACACUUCCUUCCAGAUAGACAAUUUGAUGCUGCCGACCGCGUCCAAGCACGUGCUGGGAGCAUACGACACGCCACCGAUAUGGGUAUCGGACGAAUCCAUUCCGUCGUGUGCAGCUUGUCAUGACGACUUUGAUCUAUUCAAUCGUAAGCACCAUUGUCGAGGGUGUGGUGGAGUGUUCUGCGGGACAUGCUCGAACCACGUCGGCAAAGUGCUCAAACUCGGGCUCACGACAGACGUUCGAUUGUGUGGUCCCUGCGCGGCCUCCGCCGAGCGUGAAAACGAGUUUUACGGCAAGCACUUGCCGUUGAUCGAGGCCGGUGCUGAGUUUGUGAAAUACGGAUUCCUCGUCGAACGCACGGUAUUCGUGCGAUGGGUGGAUGGCACGCUGCAGUACCAGUCCAUCAAUGUGUCCACGACUGUCCUCUCUGGUGACGUCAAGGCCAUUCCAUUCGACGCCGUCUCAAGCGUUGUUCCUGUGGGAUUGAAUGGGCUGUACGUGACUACACCAUCCCAGCAACAUCGGUUGAACGCGCCGACUCCUACACGCCGGGAUCAGUGGCUCGCGGCACUGCAAUGCGCGCUGAAUUUGCGACUAGUACGUCCAUUGCGAGCACUAUGAAAAAGAGCAGGAGGAAGCGGCGGCGGCCCAGGUAGCCCGCGAGCACCAAGAAUUGACCCGUGUCAUGAUCGGACUGGAAUCAAUUGAAGUUCGAAAGGUGCACAUGCAGCAAACGCGGCUCGAGAAGAACCAGAGUCGUCGCGAGGCUUUGCGAGCCAAGUACGGUCUCGAAAACCUGCCAUCGUCGUCGGAGGGUCCAUAGCGCAACGCAAACGAUUCGAAUUCAAGUCAUAACUUAAUAGAACUGCAUGCAACUGAUCGUGUGGGUGGCGGAGAGCUGGUUGAGAUGGUUCAUGAUUACCAUCGUGACCAGGUGCGUACUGCUUCUGAAUCCGAGCACAGAUCCACGUGCUCCGCUUUGUCGUCGUUGGGCAGGCGAGUGUCCAAGUAAACAUCCGCUUCUCUUCCAUCACAUACAUGUCCAGCGGAAGCAUCGGACUCAUCGGCCCCAGUUCCGCAACGGUGCAGUCGGCUGUGCCAG
Aphanomyces invadans is the source of this 1229-nucleotide messenger RNA. RefSeq lists its product as hypothetical. Gene Ontology annotation, molecular function: metal ion binding. The transcript has 7 exons. Lineage: Eukaryota; Oomycota; Saprolegniomycetes; Saprolegniales; Verrucalvaceae. The record is from RefSeq and is a predicted model, not a curated record. The coding region runs from base 62 to 748 and encodes 228 amino acids.